AUGCAUUAAUCCUAUUUCUAUUAUUUAAUAUGGAAAAUAAUAGUUUUAAAAUACGAGGGUUUGUUUCAUGUGAGCUCUGUUGUGGAACAGAUUACACUCGUAUGUAGAGGUCCUACUGUACAGACCUACAUUUGAACUUUGUUGACUUCACUAGGUCGAUGUCGGGCCUCAAGUUGAGAGAAGGCCACAGAUCGACUUUGAUGAUCUCUGUUAUUAUGGUCAAAGCUGUUGAUGAGGACAUGCUUUGCUACACAUGCUGAAAAACAAAAUCUGCUACAAAAAUUACGAUUUAGAAAGCAGCAGCAUAAUAUCACAGCUUUCCCCAGCUGAACAACAGCAUGCAGCGAGUGAAGACUACGGACCUUGACACUCGCAGCAACAUGGCCGCAGCUGGGACCACGAGAAACAUUCAGCUCGGGCCACGAGUUGUUUCGUAUCCGUCCGAGCAACUACAGCAACUUGAAGACUGUAAUUCCAUUUUACAUGAUGUGGAAGCAUUGCACCGUCGUAUGGAUGACAAAGGUUUUGGGAUAUUUACAUUGAUGACAUGAACCAUUUACAUCUGCAAGGGGAGGAGUUUGGGAAGCUACCUUUACAUCCGAGGGUUCCAUAAUAGAGAGGAAGUUCUUCAAGCAAGACUUGCAGUUCUGAAUUUUAUCCGGGAGAGUGGUGAAAACAGGCUGAGUAGCACAGCACCAUGGCAAGAUGGUGUUCUACAUCCAGGGUGUGGUGUGGGAUGUGUUCCUUUUAUGGAGGGUAAUACUGACCUCACCAACUCCCCAGCAAUUCAUGCAGUAUUCGAAGGACAACGUGCCUUUGGUUUCUUUGAAAAAUACUUUGGUGAAAAGGUGAUUACAUUUGACUACAAAUGGCUUAGGGCCAUGCCUAACAACGGAUUCACUGGAGCACAUGUGGACAGGGUCUAUAUGGGCAAAGGGUCCAGUAAUUUGCUGACUAUGUGGACCCCUAUUGGAGAUGUUCCUAUUGAGAUGGGUGUUCUUGCAGUGUGUGAGGGCUCUCAUCGGCUACCAGGCUUUGAGAAGUUCCAAGAUACUUAUGGCAACUUGGAUGUUGAUGAUGCUAACCUUGAUGGAACAGGUUGGUUCACAAAGGACCCAUUUGAAAUCACGGAAAAGUUUGGGGGCAGAUGGCUGACAACAGAUUUUCAAGCUGGAGAUGUUCUUAUUUUCCCCAUGAGAACUGUUCAUAUGUCAACAACAAAUACCACCCAGUUUGCUCGCAUCAGCUGUGACACAAGGUGGCAGCCAGCAAGUGAGCAGGCAGAUUCCCGCUUCAUGGGUGUGAGGCAGCCAGUCAGUUCACAGUAUGGGCUCUAUUCUAAUGAUGCUAGCCUCCAAAAGAACUCAGACUCCUCCACAGGCCAUGCACGGCGUAUCACCAUGGAGGAGCUGCGCAAGCAAUGGGAACUCUAAAUAAGUCUUGCUCAGUUUUUGAACCAAAGCUUAUACUGUGGUAGGAAAUAGAAGUUAUGACUUCACAAUUAAACAGAAUUUUGAAGAAUAAUUACUAAGUUCCUUUUAACUGUGAUGGGCAUACAGUGUACCUACAGUCUGAUAAAUUGGUGAGUGAAAAUCUCACCAGUAUUAUAUAACCAUGUUGCAUUAUCUGGUCUUUCAUCAUAUCGAAAUGUUGUGGCAGGUUAUACUGCAUGGUUCUCCUACCAUGCUAUGUUGAACUUUAUUUAAUUAAUUGACUGUUCUUUUUGAGUCCAAAUUUCUUAUAUUCUUGAUGUUGUAUGUUAUACGGGAAUGAAUAGAAUAUUCCUAUUAUAAAUAUGUAAUUAUUUCUUGUUUUUAAAUGAUGAUAUAUUGCCAGUCAUAAUAAAUUGAUCAAAUGGUGAAUGAAUGUAUUAAAAGCUUUGAAGAAAUCUGAUUAUGAUUGAUUGAAACUUUCUCAUUUAUAAUGCAGUCAGUGGGUGUAUCGCAAUGAGUAAUUGAUAAAUCAGAACAUUAUAUUAAUAUUAAAUUUAUUAUCAUGAUGAAGUCUUCAUAAAAUGAACAGUUUUAACUCCUACCAUUUUACCUUUAUAUUUCAUAAUUUAAUGUAUAUAAAUACACUUCAGACAUUUGUGAGUUUUUUAGGUGCGUGUUUGUGCAGAUUUUGGUGACAUUUGAUUAUGUAAGUGUUGUUUAUAAGCAUUAUGGAUCUUUGCUUGUGGAUUUAGUAAGAGUGACAUGCAUUUUUCUACUUCUUUAAUUUAAUAUAAAAUGUUUGGUCUCAAAUUGAGAAAAUUCUUGUUGUUGUCAUUCUCUGGAAAUGUGGUGUGUUAAUAUUUUCCACCUGAGCCAUCUUUUUAUUUUGUGAUUUUUAAAAAUUAAAAUUUAUAAUAAAAUAUCAAUAAAUACAUUUCGCAUUAAUCUGGAUAAAGCAAAUAAAAAUGUUUCUCAUUUCUCA
Molecule: messenger RNA, 2415 nt
Organism: Pomacea canaliculata
Lineage: Eukaryota; Metazoa; Mollusca; Gastropoda; Architaenioglossa; Ampullariidae
Product: 1-deoxypentalenic acid 11-beta-hydroxylase-like
Exons: 10
Coding region: 750-1433 (227 amino acids)
Source: RefSeq, a predicted model, not a curated record